AUGAGCCCUCUCAUGUUUGCCGCCGAGAAGGGUAGCUGCAGCGUUGUCAAGAUCCUCCUAAAAUACGGAGCCAAUGUGUCAAUCAAGGAGAAUGGCGGUUUCACAGCUCUCCAUCUUUCUGCGCAACACGGACACCCGGCCUUGACCACAGCGCACCGGGGGCAAUGGAAGGCGAUGGAAGCUCUGAUCGAGGCAGGGGCGAACGUCAACAGCCAUGUGUUGGAUGGAGCGACACCGCUGUUGAUUGCAUCCACUCAGGGAUACAAGGACGCCUCUAAGGUGCUCCUUCGAGCGAAAGUGGACCCGCAGUUGCAGCAGAACACGUCGGGGAACCUCUUCGUCCCGUUGAACAUGUUGGCCACGCGCGGGGACUCGGACGCAGUCCGCGAGUUGUUCCGGCACGUUGACAUCGACGGCUGUGGCGGUCCAAGUAGAGGUGUAAAUGCUCUUGUCACGGCCGCCCGAGACAAACAUGUUGACAUUAUGGUACUACUGCUGACGGAUGCCGGAGUGGUUGACACAGGAGGAGCACUGAUCACUGCCGCCCACUAUGGCGGCGUUGUAUCCGUCGAGCACCUGCUGCAGCGGCAGAAGCAGACAGCUGCCGAGAGAAAAGCCUACGUUAACGCACCCGGCCUUUUCGGCGCAACGCCCUUGCUGUGGAGUAUUCAGGCUUGCCGCCCGUGCUCGUCCAGAAUUGCUCGAUUGCUUGUUGACGCCGGUGCGGACACCACAUCGACUGUCACGAUGGCGGACGUGCAGGGAUUUGGGCUCAUGGCCUACACGCCCAAGGAGAUCGCAAUACGCAGGAUCCGUCGGAAGAAGGUCGAGGGAAAAGAAGAUAUUGUAGCGACGAGCAGCUGCGCAGCGUGGAGGCCAUCCGCCGCUUGCUGUUGCAAGUGGAAGCAGUUCGUGCGAUCUCUUGGUUGUGGCCUGGCAACAAUCCCUCCGUCGCUCACGCUGCUGCAGAGGGCACAGGCAGAACCUCCAGAGCUAGGCCUCCGUUGA
Molecule: messenger RNA, 1008 nt
Organism: Ectocarpus siliculosus
Lineage: Eukaryota; Phaeophyceae; Ectocarpales; Ectocarpaceae
Source: the annotation of a GenBank genome assembly